CUUUUUUAUUUUUUGAAUUUUUUUAUAAUAAAAAUAAAAUCAGUUAGCUGCACUGAUGCACACGUUGAUUGUCCGUCAUAUCGGCAGCUUUGCAACUUCGGUGAUUACGGAAUUUGUAGGCGAACUUGUGUUUUAUCAAAUGAUAAGAGAUUUUCGCCAGAAUUAUCCAUUUGUCCAUCCAAAAAAAGCGAAUAA
Molecule: messenger RNA, 195 nt
Organism: Dracunculus medinensis (Guinea worm)
Lineage: Eukaryota; Metazoa; Nematoda; Chromadorea; Rhabditida; Dracunculidae
Source: the annotation of a GenBank genome assembly